Molecule: messenger RNA, 1431 nt
Organism: Olea europaea var. sylvestris
Lineage: Eukaryota; Viridiplantae; Streptophyta; Magnoliopsida; Lamiales; Oleaceae
Product: pectinesterase 1-like
Exons: 4
Coding region: 20-1123 (367 amino acids)
Biological process (GO): cell wall modification
Molecular function (GO): pectinesterase activity
Source: RefSeq, a predicted model, not a curated record
AAAUUAAAAUACAUCCAAAAUGGUUGGAAAAAUUGUGUCUUGUAUAGCCUUGGAAGCAGUUCUAGUGAGCAUUAUUCUACGCAUGCCCAUUGUUUUUUCUGAUGAUACAGUACCUAUUCCGCCAGACAGUGCUGAAAUAAACAAUUGGUUUGAUGGCAUUGUUCAAUCAUUAACUGCACGGAAAGCUACCUUGGACCCGGCCCUAGUCACCGCGGAGAGCGAACCUAAAGUUAUUAAAUUGAAGAGCGAUGGAAGUGGCGAUUUCAAGACUAUCAAUGAUGCCAUAAAAACCAUUCCAGAUGGAAAUGCUAAACGCGUUAUUUUAUCGCUAGCACCUGGAAAUUAUACUGAGAAAGUCAAGAUUGGGAUGAAUCAACCAUUUAUCACCAUCUAUGGGGAAGAUCCAGAUAACAUGCCAGUUCUUGUGUUUGGUGGAACAGCAAAAGAAUACAACACUGUGGAAUGUGCCACCUUGAUUGUGGAAUCAGAUUACUUCAAUGCCGUUAACUUGAAAAUUGUGAAUUCUGCGCCAAGACCGGACGGAAAAGUGGAGGGAGCUCAGGCAGCCGCUUUGAGAAUCAGUGGAGACAAGGCAUCUUUCUAUAAUGUCGAAUUCCAUGGAUAUCAAGAUACCCUUUGUGAUGACAAAGGAAAACAUUUAUUUAAAGAUUGCUACAUUGAAGGCACUGUAGAUUUCAUAUUUGGCAGCGGGAAAUCCAUCUAUCUGAACUCGGAGAUACAUGUGAUUCCCGGGGAUCCGGUGGCAAUGAUUUCUGCACAAGCAAGAGUAAGCGACUCGGAGGACACAGGCUAUUCAAUUCUGCACAGCAAGAUUACCGGCUCGGGCGGUGUGGCCUAUUUGGGCAGAUCUUGGAAGCCUGCUGCUAAAGUGGUGUAUGCCUUCACAGAAAUGAGUGAUGUAGUUAACCCAGUAGGAUGGUCCCUCGUUGCACCUGGACAUGAAAAGACGGUAUUCUUCGGAGAAUAUAACAACAAAGGCCCUGGAGCAAAUAUGGAUAAACGUAAAUACAAUAAGAAACUAACUGAUGCAGAUGCUAAACCAUUCAUCAGCCUUGCCUUUAUAGAGGGUUCUAAGUGGAUACUUCCUCCUACCAAAGUUUAAAAUCUAUUACUUCAGUUUGUAAAUUUAUGUGUACACCCAAUUUAAGGAAUAAUUUUUGUUUGAGCUAGGUAAACACAUAAUUUUUGUUUUCAGUUCCUGAUUUUAUUCCCUCUGAUGCGUUCAGAGCCUGGAGUUCUUGUGUAAUACAAAAUUUAUUUUCUCCAAACGUAUUUAUCUGAGUUAUUUUUGUCAGUUGAUGUAUAAACUAUAUUCCAAAUGUGAGUUCUUAAGAAAAGGGAACUCUAGGAAGUGAUAAAGAUCAAUUUCAAAAUUUUUGAAGAUGUCAAGGAAGCAGCCAAUUUGUUCAA